AGGUUAGACAGCCUGCCAGCCAAUAGCCACUCCCCUCAUGACACUAGCUCAACCAACUGGACUGUUGCUCUCUCAGUGUUGCAGCAGGUGAUGACUUCUUAUUUUAUCACAGUCAGUACAUGAAGACUGGCUGUACCGCAGCUUUGGGACAAAUACACCAGGACAACUUUUUAAAAAACACACACACACUCCUACAUGGAGAUUGAAAGCAUGGUGGCAAAUAGUGCUCUUAUUAAAGCCAGAGAAGGCGGAGGGAGUAAAGGACGGAGCUGGAAAUGGAGAGAGAUGUUUCGAUUUGCUCACAUUAGUCAGUGUGCCGACCUGGCCAUGACCAUAGAGCGGGACUACCACAGUCUGUGUGUGAGGCAGCCGAUCGGCAAGGAACUGUUCCGGCUCUUCUGUCGGAGUCGGCCCGACCUGCAGAACUACAUCUCCCUGCAGGACGCUCUGGAAGCCUUCGAGACGAAGUCGGAUGAUUUGAGGGGAGAGUGUGGCUUCAGCAUCAUUCAGAGGUUCUUCAGGACUCAGUCCAUUCAGUGUGUGUCCAUCAUGCUGAGGCACGAACCCAGCUGCGUCCAGAGGCUGGAGCUGGACCCCUGCAUGGACGUCUUCCACGACUGCAGAGAAGACCUACAUAAACACCUCAGUGGCGAGCCCUUCACCCAGUACCAGGACAGCAUGUUUUUUGACCGUUUCGUGCAGUGGAAGAUGUUGGAGAGGCAGCCCAUCACCAAGCAGACCUUUAGACAGUACAGACUUCUGGGGAAAGGAGGGUUCGGAGAGGUGUGGGCGUGUCAGAUGCGAGCCACGGGGAUGAUGUACGCCUGCAAAAAGCUGGAGAAGACUCACGUGAAGAAGAGGAGAGGAGAAGCCAUGGCUCUCAACGAGAAAGAGAUCCUGGAAGGGCUGGACAGUCGAUUCGUGGUGAAUCUGGCGUACGCCUACGAGACAAAGCACGCCCUCUGCAUGGUUCUGACCAUGAUGAGCGGGGGGGACUUGAAGUUUCACAUUCAUAACAUCGGAGAGCCCGGCCUGGACAGAGACCGGGUGCGGUUCUACGCCGCGGAGGUCUGCUGCGGUCUGAUUCACCUCCACCAGAAGUCCAUAUUGUACAGGGACCUGAAACCAGAAAACAUUCUGCUGGACGACAACGGACACAUCCGCAUCUCUGACCUGGGCCUGGCUGUCAGGCUGGCCGAGGGGAAACUAGCGCGAGGCACUGUGGGCACUGUGGGAUACAUGGCUCCCGAGGUGAUCGCCAAAAAGCACUACGGGGUGAGCGUGGACUGGUGGGGCCUCGGGUGCCUGAUUUACGAGAUGACGGCGGGGCAGCCCCCGUACCGGGUCAGAGGAGAACACCCCAAAGCCCCCGAGAUGCAGAGGAGGAUUCGGGCGGAGCAGCUGGAGUACAGCGACCAGUUCAGCCAGGCGGCCAAAGACAUCUGCUCCGCGCUGUUGAACAAGGACCCAAAACAGAGGCUGGGCAGCCAGAGGUCGGGGGGGAAGGACGUGCAGUCGCAUCCUUUCUUUCAAGAAAUCAACUUCCGGAUGCUGGAGGCCGGACUCGUUACUCCUCCUUUCAGACCUGAUCCCAGACAGGUGUACUGCAGCGACGUGCAGGACAUCGAGGAGUUUUCCACCGUGAAGGGAGUCAUUCUGGACAAGACGGACAACGACUUCUACACCAAGUUCAACACAGGACGAGUCCCUAUCGCCUGGCAGAACGAGGUGAUAGAGACCGGGUGUUUCAGGGAGCUGAAUACCUUCGGCCCCGAGGGAUCUAGACCUCCAGACCUCGACUGGUCCCAGAACCCGGAAGGCCCCAAACGCAGCCUGCUGGACCGAAUCUUCCGCAAAAAACACCCUUCAGAUACCCUGAAUGAAAGCAAGCAGCACUUGAUUUCCACUGACAGCUACAUGAAGUCCGGCCUGUACAGCUCCACCCUCUGAGCAUAGACUUUAGCUUCAAAAGACACUAAAACACAUCCGUCGCCCGGAGGAGAGAACCACACUGGACGCAGCUCUGUUCCUCCCUGUAAAUAACAGCUUAGCAUAUGUUUCUCUGUGUUUGUAUUGUUCUCCUUCCUUCCACUCACAUCUACCCUGUAUAAUAAUAAUAGUUUUUUUUAGUUCUUCUUUGAUGAAAAACAUGUAUAAUUGUACAAGCAGCGACGUAUGCAUUAUCAAAAUCUGAUGACGUCAGUCAGUGGCGUUUUAAGUACUUGAAUUUUGUGUUACACUUUACAUGAAGGUAGCUGCACAAUAGUGACAUGACACUUUCGUGAACGUGUCAUAAACAAGUCAUAUCGUUUAGGCCAUAACGCUUCUUUUAUGGUUUGGGUUCAUGUGUCAUGACUGUGUCAUGUCACUUUUAUGUAGAU
Etheostoma cragini (Arkansas darter) is the source of this 2381-nucleotide messenger RNA. It is a transcript of the gene grk5, whose product is annotated as G protein-coupled receptor kinase 5. Gene Ontology annotation, cellular component: cytoplasm. The transcript has 16 exons. Gene Ontology annotation, biological process: signal transduction; regulation of signal transduction; protein phosphorylation. Bases 196 to 1950 code for a protein of 584 amino acids. Lineage: Eukaryota; Metazoa; Chordata; Actinopteri; Perciformes; Percidae. The record is from RefSeq and is a predicted model, not a curated record. Gene Ontology annotation, molecular function: G protein-coupled receptor kinase activity; ATP binding.